This is a messenger RNA of Cannabis sativa, 2249 nucleotides long. RefSeq names its product protein PLASTID MOVEMENT IMPAIRED 15. The record is from RefSeq and is a predicted model, not a curated record. The transcript is spliced from 3 exons. Bases 231 to 2021 code for a protein of 596 amino acids. NCBI's taxonomy places the organism in Eukaryota, Viridiplantae, Streptophyta, Magnoliopsida, Rosales, Cannabaceae.
CACACAGCACGUAUGUAUUGAUAUUUUGGUAGCGGAGGAUUCUAUCCUCUUUCUCUUCAACUUCAACCUCUAUCUUUCUUUCUCUCAAAAUCUCUACUUAGACAAACAUACAUACCACUCUGUAAUCUCUUCUCUUUUUUUUUCUCUUUUUCUCAGAGGACAUUCUUUUUCUGGCUUUUACAAAUAUACCCAGGUUUCACUAAGGUAGUUCAUCAAAGAAGAAGUCCUAGAUGAAAUUUGAAGAGAAGUCAUAUUCAAGAACAAAAGAACUCCAUAUGGCAAAAAGGCACAUAGGUAGAUUGAAGGGGACCAAAGAUAUGGCUGACUCUAUGAAAGCUCAGGCUGAAUCUGAUCUCUAUGAUGCUAAAAAGACAGUAAGAGAUUUAUCUUCCUCAAUACGAAACACAGACUCUGAAACAAAAGCUCAAAAGCAAGAGACUGAAAUGUUGAAGAAAUCAAUUAGGCAGGAAAGGAGUUCGGCCUCUGUGGAUGCUGAUAGUUAUAACUAUGUAGAAGUGGUAAAGGAAUUGGAGAUUGUUAAGCAGGAAUUGCGCAUGCUUAAGCUUGAAAUGGCUGCAAUUUUAGCAGAGAAAUCGAGGGCAGAGGAUCAAAUCGAGGCUGUAACAUCGCGAAUAUCAUCUUGUUCGAACUCUUUGGAGGCUGUGAAGAAGGAGAUUGAGGAGGUAAAUGAGGAGCAUGUUUUGAUUGAGUUGGCCAGGAUUGAGGCUUUGAAAGAGUAUGAAGAAAUUGAGGCCGAAAGAGAAAAGGAAGCCGCUCGUUUCAAAUCUACCAUUCAGAAUACCAGGAAGAAAAUGAAGGACAUUGUUGAUGAUAUUGAGGAAUCUAAAGAGCUUCAACCCAAGUUGGAUGCAACAAUGGCUGAUCUUGAGGUGUUACAGAAGGAAUGGAGUCUUGUAAAGGAAAUGGAGCAGAGAGCUCAAAGAAGUACGAGCUUGAAAGGUUCAGAAGCAAGUUCCCAAGGAGGAGAGACAGACCAGGAUGCUACACUUUCUUUGCAGACAAUUACUGAAGAAUUAGAAGAAGCACAAAAAGAAUUGGCUUUAGUCAAAGAAGAAGGUUUUCAAUACAUGUCAUCAAUGGAUAUCAUAAGAAAUGAGUUAAGACAUGUGAGGACCGAGACAUCUAGAUUGGAGGAAAUUGAGAAGAAGAGAGAUAUAACUGUACAAAAUCUUAACUCAAAGCUACUCAGAGCAAAAUCCAAGUUGGAAUCUGUAACUGUAGCUGAGAGAAAGGCUAAUAAAAUUGCAGCAAAUCUAUCUAUCACUCUUGAAAAGCUCAAGGCAGAAGCUGAGGCUGCAAAGGAAGAAAAGUAUGUUAUUGAUGAAGAGGUUGCAACCAUGAAGGAAGAAGUCCAAAAAAUGGAAUCAAAUAUAGACAUCACCGAGGAGAAAUUGCAAGCUACUUUGGUAGAGCUGGAAGCAGUGAAAUCAUCAGAGGCUUUGGCUCUUGAGAAUCUGAAAUCUCUAAUUGAAAGUGCAAUGGGAGCUAGAAGUUCUUCAGUGGAGCACAAUUCCUCAAUUACCAUCUCCAAGUUUGAAUAUGAAUAUUUAACUGGACGUGCCGUUGGAGCUGAAGAACUUGCUGAUAAAAAGGUUGCAGCUGCAAAGGCAUGGACUGAAGCUAUUAAAGCUAGUGAGAAAGAAAUUCUAAUGAAGACAGAGUUAGUUCAAAGAGAAAUCAGAGAGAUGAAGAUGGAUGAAAAGAGAGAGUCUUAUGGAAUGGAGAGAUCAAUUUCAGCGAAAGAUAUGGUUGAGAAAGAGUUGAACAACUGGAAAAACAAAAGAGAAAAAAAUGAGACACCAGAGAAUUUACAACUAGCAAUGCAUAAAAGAUCCAUUAGAAGCAGUAACAUUGGGACUAAUUUGACUCCAUCUAGACGACCUAGUUAUCGAAAAUCUGCUUCACCAGGGACUCGAAGUUCUUUCCUUGUUAAAAAGAAAAGACAAGCAAUCCCAGACCUUGCCAAGUUCUUCAAGACUAAAGCAAACAAGAAUAUUUGAACCGCUACAAGUUUUCUUGGCCAAGUAAAUAAUACAAUUCCUUUUAUGUUUCAAUAUUGGGAUAUCAUCAAAUAACUAUAGGUUAGAGUAUGUGAAUGUGAGGUUUCAUUAUUUAAGUGAUGUAUUGAUGAUGUACAUAAUUGUUGUUGUAUAUUUUUAAGGCAAUCAACAAAUUAUAUGCUCCUCACACUAUGGUUGUUAUAUUUAAGAUCCUCCUCUUGGUUGUCA